This is a messenger RNA of Solea solea (common sole), 2980 nucleotides long. It is a transcript of the gene wdr24, whose product is annotated as WD repeat domain 24. Gene Ontology annotation, biological process: positive regulation of TOR signaling. The coding region runs from base 150 to 2513 and encodes 787 amino acids. NCBI's taxonomy places the organism in Eukaryota, Metazoa, Chordata, Actinopteri, Pleuronectiformes, Soleidae. Gene Ontology annotation, molecular function: protein binding. The transcript is spliced from 11 exons. The record is from RefSeq and is a predicted model, not a curated record.
GCGAGAUUACAGAACAAGCUACUUCCGGUAGCGCAAACAGCGAGCAACAGUUUCACAAGCAAAUUAGCAAGUGGCUCUCAUGGGAGCGUAUGAGGAGGCCUCUGUGCUGCUGCAGAUAUUGAAGAGGCCAGCAGUUCUACUCCGACAACAUGGAGAAAAUGUCUCGGGUCACCACAGCUCUCAGCAGCAAUACCAUCAGUGGCCGAACAAUGUUCUGCCACUUGGACGCUCCCGCCAACGCCAUCAGCGUGUGCCGUGAUGCUGCGCAGGUGGUGGUGGCGGGCCGCAACAUCUUCAAGAUCUACGCACUGGAGGAGGAGCAGUUUGUGGAGAAGCUGAAUCUGCGCGUCGGCCGCAAACCCUCCCUCAACUUCAGCUGUGCAGAUGUGAUGUGGCACCAGAUGGAAGAGAACCUGCUCGCCACAGCGGCUACCAACGGAGCGGUGGUCACGUGGAACCUGGGGAAACCUUCUCGUAACAAGCAGGAGCAGCUAUUUACCGAGCACAAACGCACCGUCAACAAGGUGUGCUUCCACCCCACAGAGGCUUACAUGUUGCUCAGUGGCUCUCAGGAUGGCUUCAUGAAGUGCUUUGACCUGCGCAAGAAAGAAUCCGUCAGCACUUUCUCUGGUCAGUCAGAAAGCGUUAGGGACGUCCAGUUUAGUAUGAAGGACUAUUUCACAUUUGCUGCGUCCUUUGAGAACGGUAACGUCCAACUGUGGGACAUCAGGCGUCCAGACCGAUAUGAGCGAAUGUUUACCGCUCAUACUGGUCCUGUGUUCUGCUGUGACUGGCAUCCUGAUGACAGGGGCUGGCUGGCAACAGGGGGCAGAGACAAGAUGGUGAAAGUUUGGGACAUGACCACUAACAGGGCAAAAGAGAUCUACUGUGUCCAGACGAUCGCUUCAGUGGCUCGAGUCAAAUGGCGGCCGGAGAGAAAGCAUCAUCUGGCCACCUGCUCCAUGAUGGUGGACCAUAACAUCUAUGUGUGGGACAUCCGUAGACCCUUCAUUCCCUUCGCUACCUUUGAGGAACACAAAGAUGUGACCACUGGUAUUGUGUGGCGGCAUCAGCAUGACCCGCAAUUUCUGCUCUCUGGCUCCAAGGACAGUACGCUGUACCAGCACAUGUUCAAGGAUGCCACUCGUCCUGUGGACAAGGCCAAUCCCGAGGGUCUCUGCUUUGGACUGUUCGGUGACUUGGCUUUUGCGGCUAAGGAGAGCCUGAUCAGCGGCGAUGCCAACAGAAAGCCUUACCCCGGAGGAGACCGCCGCUACCCAAUCUUUUUCUUCAAGAAGGCUGAUCCAACAGAACAGUUUGCCCACGUGUCCAGCGCUCUUAGCGUCUUUGGGACAGACUUGGACAGUAACCGAAUGGACUGGUUUGUCAAGACGGCACAACUCUACCUCCUCAGUGGGAAACCAUUUGCUGAGCUGUGUGAUCACAACGCCAAGGUGGCGCGGGAGCUCAAAAGACCUCAGGUUUCUACAACUUGGACCAUGCUGCGAAUCAUGUUCUCUGACCCAGCAAACCUCAUCGCGCCCGGUUUAAACCUUAGCCUCAGUAAACUGGGCACCUUGCCUUUGAUGAACAGCUUCAGUAUGAAGGAAAUGGGCACUGGGAUUGGCACAGAGAGCAGACUGGAGCGCAGCAAAGGUGAGAGCAGGCAGGACAACAUCCACCUGGAGCCUGGAAACAUACACAUCAACAACAAUAAUGAAGAAAACGAGGAGACGGAGGGCAGUGAGGCUGAGUACAUGUUUGGUGAUGCAGAGUUAGAUGACGACGACCUCUACUCUAUGGAACAUGAAAACCAAACAGAAGAGCAGGAGUACACGCUGCCCCAGGAGGCCUUCCCACUGCGCCACGAGAUCAUGGACAACCCUUCAGCUCCUGAGCACCUUCAACAGGACAAGGCCGACUCCCCACAUGUCAGUGGCAACGAGGCAGAGGUCACUUGUCUGACACCCAUCGAGUCCUUUUCGCUCAUCUCCAUCUCCCAGCCGCUGUUCAGCCCGCACCUGCCUGCCAGCUUCUUCUGCCCCAUAGUGCGGGAGAUGCUGAGCUACUACGCCGAGCAGGGCGACGUACAGAUGGCCGUGACUGUGCUCAUCGUUUUGGGCGACAGGAUCCGCAAAGAGAUUGAUGACCUCACCCAGGAGCACUGGUACAUGUCCUACAUAGACCUGCUGCAGCGCUUUGAGUUGUGGAACGUGUCCAACGAGGUCAUCAAGCUGAGCACGUGCAGCGCCAUCACCUGCCUGAACCAGACUUCGACAACACUACACAUCAACUGCAGCAACUGCAAGCGGCCGAUGAACAACAAGGGCUGGAUCUGCGACAGGUGUCACCAGUGUGCCAGUGUGUGUGCAGUGUGCCACCAUGUGGUGAAGGGCCUGUUUGUGUGGUGUCAGGGCUGCAGCCACGGCGGACAUCUGGAGCACAUCAUGAACUGGCUAAAAAGCAGCGCUCACUGCCCUGCCGGCUGUGGUCACCUGUGUGAGUACACCUGAGGAGUGGGAAUCGGUCUCACACUGGCCUGUACUAUCACACACACACACACACAGAGUCCACAGAUGUUCUCGACCCUGGUGUGUCACUGUGGAGUCUAAAGGAGGAUCAGUCCUGCGUGUGCUACUUCUCGUCACAUGCAAACACAAUCACAUAUGAUUUCACAUUUCUACUUGAAUUGGUUUCUGAACCGCUGCUUGGUUUUGUACAUGAACAGAUGUUACAGUUGAUACACAAACACAAUAUAGCUCUUGAAUUCACAGUUGCUGCAUUUUUAUGUUGUUUUUAAAACACUUAAAUGAAACAUUGAAGGCUGUACAGAAAUGUUUGCUCACCUCAAGUGGAUUACUGUGUGUACAUAAUGUCUAAAACCUAUUUUAAAGAGGAAAAUUGUAGAUAUUGUUGGAUUAAUUUAUGACAAAUUGCUCACUAUUAGAGAAAUACAUUAAAGCAAUAACCACUAAAUUGA